UGGUCGAAAGUUUCCGACUAAGAAGGGCGCGGUUCGGUCCGCCUUCUGACGCCGCCCUUUCUCCAUCGUUCCCCUCUUUUUCUCGCUUUCCAAAUCCGUUGACGCCUCCAACGGAAGCCCAAAAUCGAGAGCAAUGGUGGAUUUGAGGCUCACGAGGGGCUUCAUAUUCUUCGAAUUGGAACCGUAGCAAUCGUAUUUUCGAUCCCGAAGGUGAUCUUGUGGUCAUGCCUAGCGGCUACAUUUUACCAGCGUUGGGGUUCUUUGCAUCAUCUAGGUGACAUUGGAAUUGGUGGCGGAAUAUAUGGAAUGGAUCUGUAGGUCUCUUUUGUGGGAUGCAUUCAUUGACUGCGGAGGAACUCGAAACCCACCCAUCAGAUAACAGGAGGAGCAGGUGAUUGCAGAGCUCACUGAAUAAAAAGACAGUAAAUAGGAAAAGGGGGAGAAAAGGGAUGGGAGAAGAUCUUCUAACUGCUUUAUCCAUUGAGAACCAUCAACCCUCCACUCUUUUGUCAAUGGACCCAUCCGGUGGUCUGGUGCCCUCUUUCUCCUAUGAUGAUUCUGAUCGUGAGCUCUUGAUGGAACGCCAUCAUAAUGUGCUCUUGAUCCAACACAAUCAGAAUGUAUUUUCCGGUGCUCCUGACAUUAAUCUUCCACUUUAUGCUGAGAGAUCUCCUUCCCAACAAUCAUGGAACUCAGACCCUAGUGACAUCUUUGACGUUGGCCUUGGGUCGCAGAUUUUUGAUGUAGAAACAACGAUCCAUGUACCCAAGGGCACAACCACCCGCAAGUGCACCAAGCGAGAGGACAGUAUCUGGGGUGCUUGGUUUUUCUUUAGCUUCUAUUUCAAGCCCAUGCUUUCAGAGAAAUCCAAGGGGAAGGUCACAUGGGAUGCCAAGGGAGUAAAUGGCUUUGAUAAGUCUGAUGUUUGCCAUGAUGUAUUCUUGGUCCAGCAUGACAUGGAGAACAUGUACAUGUGGGCAUUCAAAGAGAGGCCGGAGAAUGCACUCGGGAAGAUGCAACUGCGGAGUUAUAUGAAUGGGCAUUCCCGUCUUGGUGAACCUCAGUUCCCUUUUAGUGUGGAUAGGGGUUUUGUUCGAUCACAUAGGAUGCAGCGUAAGCAUUACAGGGGACUGUCAAACCCUCAAUGUGUCCAUGGAGUUGAGGUUGUAUCUUCGCCCAAUUUGAUGGUUGUAUGCGACGUGGACAGAAAGAAGUGGAUGGAACUCACGGGCAAAGAGUUUAAUUUCUCAAUCCCGCCUGAGGCCAGUGACUUUGAGGAAUGGAGGAACUUGCAGACCAAUGAAUUUAAGCUCGAGAGACCUCUUUCUCUACCAAAGAGCUCUCCGCAUCCCUAUCCCAAGAAGUUGCCGAAUGGCUCAAAUUUGAAUUUGUCUUCACAGAUCAAUCAUUCUGAUGGUGAUGUGGUAGACCUUUCGCCUAUUUGCCGCAAGCGUAAGAACGACUUUUUUGCCUGUGGAAUGGAGGAGGAUGCGUGUUUUCCUUCAAACUCACAUGCUGAGAAAGGCCAGGAUAUGAACAUGCAACAGAUUGCGCCCUCAUGGUCGAAUGAAUUUACUGGUGUGAUGAGGCGUGCGCACGGCCCUGUGACUGCCGCAAAGACAAUAUAUGAAGAUGAUGAGGGAUAUUUGAUAAUGGUGAGUUUGUCAUUUGCCGAUCAACAUAGCGUGAAGCUUUCUUGGAGGAACCAUCUCAUGCACGGUAUACUGAAGAUAAUAUGUGCCAGUACAGCCCGGAUGCCAUUUAUAAAAAGGCUUGACAGGACCUUCAAACUGACUGAUCCCUCCCCUGAGCAUUGCCCUCCAGGGGAAUUUGUAAGGGAAAUAACAUUGCCCACGCGAAUUCCUGAAGAUGCAAAGCUGGAAGCAUGCUAUGACGAGGCUAGUGCUUUGCUCGAGAUUAUGGUUCCAAAGCACCCUGUUGGACCCGAAGAGCAUGAAGUUCGAGUUUGCAUUCGCCCUCAUCACCUUGGACCUAGUGAUAUUAUAUUGACUUGAACAGGUAGUAGCCAUAGGCGUUUGAUUCUCGCAGAUUUCCUUUAUUCGUAAUUUCUGUAGCGACAAAAGGAAAUCUGUAAAAUUACACUGUAAGGAUAGUUUUCCUGUUGUUUCUUUCUUUCUUUCUUUCUUUUUUAGUGGAUAAUGUGCUGCUUAUUGUUGCUUCUUCAUCUAAGUUGUCAAGUUAAUCGUUGUAGAUCAGAGUGGAAACUCACUCAAACUUGUAACUAAGAUUAUGCUAUCCAUAGUUUCAGUCUUAGAGUUUC
Molecule: messenger RNA, 2281 nt
Organism: Zingiber officinale
Lineage: Eukaryota; Viridiplantae; Streptophyta; Magnoliopsida; Zingiberales; Zingiberaceae
Exons: 2
Coding region: 450-2015 (521 amino acids)
Source: RefSeq, a predicted model, not a curated record